GGCACCAGAGUCUCAAUUCCCCUAAUAGGUUAAAAAAAACCCUAAAACGAAUAAUCAAAAAUGUUUUGCAUUUCUGUUGUGAAACUUUCGUAAAUAAGAAAGUCUCAUAAUUUGAUCAUUCCUAUCGAUCACGCAAUGGGAGACAAUCAAGAGAAGAGAUCGGCCCCCGUCAAGUACGACUGGUACCAAACCGAGGCUACAGUGGUCAUAACAAUUCUAGCAAAGAACGUAAACUCCGAUACAACCGCAAUUAACUUUACAAAUGACACCGUUAGCGUCAACCUAUCACUGCCGGACAAUUGCACGCACGCUAGGGAAAUUAGAGUAGCGCACGACGUGAACCCCGACCAGUGCACAUUUAAAGUGACUCAAACGAAGGUCGAGGUGAAAUUAAAGAAAGCGGAAGGUAUUCGUUGGGAACACCUGGAACGCUCAGAGGAUGAUAAAAUACUCAAACAAAUACCGCAGGAUCCCUCCGCUUCGAGCGGGCCCCCGUCGUAUCCCACCUCGAAACCGGGUAAGGAUUGGACGGCGAUCGAACGCGACAUCAAUAAGCAAGAGUCUAGCGAAAAGCCGGUGGGAGAGGAGGCACUAAAUAUGCUUUUUCAAGAUAUUUACGGCAAAGGUAGCGAUGAUGUGAAGCGCGCAAUGGUGAAAAGCUACAUGGAAAGUGGGGGCACGGUACUCAGUACGAAUUGGAACGAAAUCGGUAAAGGACACGUCGACGUUAAACCACCCGACGGAAUGGAGUGGAAGAAAUGGGAUUCGUAAUUCCGAAGUGUACUUCGAUUUUUAUUGUUAGAGUUGUAUUCAGCUUAUAAAAUUAACCAAAAACGCAUUUCAAUAAUAUAAAACCGAGUAAUGCCGCUAUCCCACCUACGCCUAGAAUGAUCUGCGAAUCUGAAGGCUCGGUGCUCGUUACGGCUUUACUGUGAACUAUC
Photinus pyralis (common eastern firefly) is the source of this 941-nucleotide messenger RNA. RefSeq names its product protein SGT1 homolog. Bases 136 to 771 code for a protein of 211 amino acids. The record is from RefSeq and is a predicted model, not a curated record. Gene Ontology annotation, molecular function: protein-folding chaperone binding. Gene Ontology annotation, biological process: protein stabilization. The transcript is spliced from 3 exons. NCBI's taxonomy places the organism in Eukaryota, Metazoa, Arthropoda, Insecta, Coleoptera, Lampyridae.